Molecule: messenger RNA, 1235 nt
Organism: Galeopterus variegatus (Sunda flying lemur)
Lineage: Eukaryota; Metazoa; Chordata; Mammalia; Dermoptera; Cynocephalidae
Product: serine/threonine-protein kinase Nek10-like
Exons: 9
Coding region: 1-711 (236 amino acids)
Source: RefSeq, a predicted model, not a curated record
AUGACCUCUAAUUCUGUUUUCAGGGACUUCACUGGUGGAAUAGGAUCAAGACCAAGACCAGCUUUGCUGCCUCUUGACCUGCUUCUGAAAGUGCCACCCCUCAUGCUCAGGGCCCACGUUAAGGAACUAGAGGCCGAGUUAGUGACAGGGUGGCAGUCCCAUAGCCUUCCUGCUGUGAUUCUUCGCAAUCUCAAAGAUCAUGGGCCACAGAUGAGCACAUUCUUGUGGCAAGCAUCUGCAGGAAUUGCUGUGUCCCAGAGGAAAGUACGUCAGAUCAGUGAUCCUAUUCAGCAGAUAUUAAUUCAACUGCACAAAAUCAUCUACAUCACACAGCUUCCUCCGGCUUUGCACCACAAUUUGAAAAGAAGGGUUAUAGAGAGAUUCAAGAAAUCCCUUUUCAGCCAACAGAGUAACCCUUGUAAUUUGAAAUCUGAAAUUAAAAAGCUAUCUCAGGGAUCUCCAGAGCCGAUUGAACCCAACUUUUUUACAGCAGAUUAUCAGUUAUUACAACAUUCAUCAGGUGAAAACAGCCUGUCCCCAAAUGACCAGACAGGUCUACCCACCAGCUUUGAUUCGGAGGAGGGAAUAACAUAUGAACAGAUGCAGACUGUGAUUGAAGAAGUUCUAGAGGAAAGUGGCUAUUACAAUUUCACAUCUAACAGGUAUCAUUCCUAUCCGUGGGGGACCAAGAAUCACCCAACCAGAAGAUGAAAGUGCUGCACUUUAAAUGGACGUGGUUUUCCGGGUGAAGUUCAAGUUCUGGACUUCAGCCACUGCUGCAAGAUGCCCAAGGUUUGGGUGCUACUACAAGGGUGUGAAAGAGAAAAGACCAAGAUGCCAUGGGACCUGCAGGACCUCUUUCUGGAGGUCCUGUGCUGGAGUAUAUGACAGCUGCAGUGCUUCGGGGCUCCACUGCCAGGAUGCAUUAUAUACAGGCUGACAGGGCUCUCAGUUUGCUCCUGGGAGAAAAUGCUACAAAAUUCAUCUGUGGGAGAAGGAAAAACCACUCUCACAGAACUUUCCUGCAAGUUUAAAAAAACAACAUAUAAAAAAUUGUUAUAUUUUUCAAAGGAACAUUUUAUACUCAGAAUUGCUAAAAGUAUGUUUAAAGGUAUCUAAUCUUCUAUGUAUAAAAAAGUAAUUUUAGAUAAAGAAAAAAUUUACAGGACCCAGAAUAAUAUAUUGGGUGAUGCACUGUAUUCUCCCAUUUUUUUGUUGUAAAGAAAUUCAAAAUA